Molecule: messenger RNA, 3934 nt
Organism: Seminavis robusta
Lineage: Eukaryota; Bacillariophyta; Bacillariophyceae; Naviculales; Naviculaceae
Source: the annotation of a GenBank genome assembly
GGGAAAAGAAAAGAUCAGAUCGUUGCGUUCGAAUCACGUUUGGAGUCACGCUGCUGACGUGACCGCCAGUCGUCGCAGGACCACAAGUUCUUCGUCGUUGCGUCGUGUCUCCAACGAGGCGCAUUCAUUACAAUUAAUUGUUUUCUGUCAUUCGCAUCGAGUGGCAAAAGAAGACCAAGAAAGAGCUUGUUGUUUGACUGUUUACAGACUUGAAAAUGGCGUACUACGGCGGAGGAUCUGGAGGCGGAGGCUACGGUGGCGGCGGCGGCGGCGGCAGCAGCGGCGGCGGAUACAGCGGUGGAGGCAGCUAUGGUGGAGGAGGAGGCGGUAAUUACGGUGGUGGAGGAGGUGGAUACGGCGGUGGAGGAGGAGGAUAUGGCGGCGGUGGCGGCGGAGGAUUUGGAGGUGGCGGCGGUGGCUACGGAGGAGGAGGCGGUGGCCAAAUGGGACAACUAGGGCAGUCUCUCCAUAGCAUUGAUUUUGCGAAGCAGGAGCUCGUGCCGUUCGAGAAGAAUUUCUACCUCGAGCACCCGGACGUGACCAAGAGAAGCGAUCAAGAGGCCGAGGCUUGGAGAGCUUCAAAACAAAUUGUUGUCCGGGGAGCCGACGUUCCAAAGCCUUGCAUGACUUUUGAUGAAGCAUCCAUGCCAGAGUACGUCUUGUCCGAAGUGAUCAAAUGUGGAUUUGAGCGGCCCACUCCCAUUCAGAGCCAGGGUUGGCCCAUGGCUUUGAAGGGACGAAAUAUGGUUGGUAUUAGUGCCACAGGAUCAGGAAAAACAUUGGCAUUUCUGCUUCCUGCCAUGAUCCAUAUCAAUGCCCAGCCAUACUUGAAACCAGGUGAAGGGCCCAUUGUACUUGUUCUGGCUCCGACGCGAGAACUCGCUGUACAGAUCAAAGAGGAAUGCGACAAGUUCGGAGCUAGCAGCGAAAUCAAGAAUACUUGCGUUUACGGUGGUGUGCCCAAAUCCAGACAGCUUCGAGAUUUGCGGUCUGGUGUGGAGAUUGUGAUUGCCACUCCUGGUCGUUUGAUUGAUCAUCUUGAACAAGGAAACACAAACCUCAAGCGUGUCACCUAUUUGGUCUUGGACGAAGCUGAUCGUAUGUUGGACAUGGGUUUUGAGCCCCAACUCCGCAAGAUUGUAUCGCAAAUUCGCCCCGACCGACAGGUUUUGAUGUGGUCAGCAACGUGGCCAAAAGAAGUGAUGAUGCUCGCGAAUGAUUACCUCCAGGACUACUAUCAGGUGACCGUUGGAUCUUUGGAACUGUCCGGAAACAAGGAUGUGACCCAGAUUAUCGAAGUUUGUUCUGAUCAAGACAAGUAUCGCAAUCUACUUCGGCACCUUCGCGAGAACUGGAGUCCCAAGGAUCGUGUGCUUGUUUUCGUGGAGACGAAGAAGGGCUGUGACAUGCUUACUCGAUCGCUGCGUAUGGAUGGCUUCCAGGCUCGGGCAAUGCACGGCGACAAGAGCCAGGAGGAACGUGAUUGGGUCCUACGCGAGUUCAAGGGAAUGCAAAGUACCCUUCUUGUUGCAACCGAUGUCGCUGCCAGAGGCCUCGAUGUCGAUGACAUCAAAAUCGUUGUCAACUUUGACUUCCCCAAUGAUAUGGAAAACUAUGUCCACCGCAUUGGACGUACCGGUCGAGCUGGAAAGAAGGGUAUUGCUGUAUCGUUCUUCGUUGCUGAAAAGAAUGCCCGUUUGGCUCGUGAGCUGAUCGAGAUGAUGAACCGCACCCAGCAGAACAUUCCUCCCGAACUCAGUGCACUGUCGUCAUUCUCGGGUGGACGCGGGAAGGGACGAGGAGGAGGACGUGGAAGGGGUGGUGGACGCCGUUUCUAGGUUUUGUUUCCACUUGGCCCAUACAUCCGGCUAAGACUAUGCCAUAUUCUUCUAGAGCCCACUAUGAACGCGAGCUUAUCAUCAUAAUACCGCAUAUAAACUUUUUGAGGUGCCUUCACUUUGAUCGACGACUGUCACUGUACCGUAGGACAUAAAAGUACUCUACAUCUAAAGACUGAACUGAAUAGAAUGAUCAAUCAUCGAAAGGAUUGCAACCAGUGUAAAUGUACUUUACCGCAAACAGAGUCAGUCGAGUGAAAGCGUACGGUGAUUUGGUGCGCCCAUGUGUGCGGGUACGGGUAGAGGAACCAGAUUGACUGAGAUUUAUUUAAUUAUGAGUUCAAUAGUCAAUAAAAUUUAGUUGGGGACUAGUCGCUAGUCUGCAGGCAACCUGACUGUUCGUUUGCUACUCUCUAGAGAGUAUUGGAUGAUUGAAGAAUCAAUCAUUCUAUUUUCGCCCUUGUUGGCUCCGCUUGGCUUUCUUACUUGAAAAGUUGCCACCUUGCAUUCUCAUAGCUUUCUGCGGCACUGCCAUUUGCUUUCCACUUCCAAGCCCUACAAUCGCUGCAAUCUUUCGUUUUCUGCUCUCCAUCUGUAUCAUCUUUUGUUUGGCGGUCAACUUAUUUGUCGAGGCGAGCGCAACAGCAGCUCCAAAGCCCGAGCCUUUCUUCUUAUACGCAACCACACCUGCCUUUUGCCUUUCUGCUUGCACUGAAGCUUCUUUGCGCAACUCCAGAAUCUUGGCUCCGCCGUGGCUUCCCACUGUGCCUCCGCCUCUUCCCCAAUUGGGCGUGGAAGCGCCCUUGUGCAGAAUUCUCUCACGACGUGAAUUGGCCGGUCGGACUUUGACGAUCUGAGGCCGCACGGAAUUUUGAUUUUUGCGAUUUUCUCUCAUUUUCUGGCCUAGAUUGAGGCGCCGUUGAUCGGCUCGUCCUUUCAAUGAAGCAAACAGAUGUCUCCAAGUUUUGCACUGUUCGGUACACUCCAAGUCUUCGGCAUCUUGUUUGAAGAGCUCCAUGGCUUUUGCGCUCUCCUUGUUACCUUUACCAGCGUUCAUGUCGACACCUCUGCUGGCGGCAAAGUCCAUCCACGCCUGGAGGAGAUUCUCCAGUGUCCUCAAGACCGACAUUUGAUUCUUCGGUUUGCCCGUGUCCUUGGAUGCGACAAGACUGCUGACCACGGUGCUAGGCAUUUUGAUUUGAUCAAAUAUGGAUGCAUCAGCUCUACUAGUCUCCGCUUUGAUGAGUUUCUUCAAUACUUUUCCGACCCCGCUUUCUUUGAGCAGCGAGACGUUCAUGGCCGAUUCCUUUAAUUUCUGCGUGGCGUCCACAAUGGCUUUUGUAUCUUCGGGAGUGAGACUCAAUGGCUCUUCGUUUCGUUCUGCCACAUCCUCCUUCUUUUUCCACUGUACCAGUAUAUUUGCCUGCUCUGCCAAAUGCUGGACGAGCACUGGCCAUGGAAACAGCAUGGCGCGAGGGCGUGUCAAACCACGUCGCGAAAAUUGGUAUUCCACGCAGUCUUUCCACACCAAUUCAUCCGCGAUGUCGCUCUCUGCCAAGUGGUCGUUCAUUCGUUCCACUUCGCCAAUGAACCGUUCCGAGAGAGCGGGUGUUCUUCGGCCGGUUCCAUCGAGACCUCCGGUCCCUUUUUGAGGUGCCGUCUUGCCAUGCUUGAUGCGCAGAAUGUCUUCCCAAUCAUCGGGCGACAGCAUGCCGAAAAUCUCGGGAGGAUAUCGUUCUAGAUUGGCCACUACUACAGCUUGACAGCGUGCAAACAGCGAUGCCUUGUUGCGUGUGUCUGCCUGUACAAAACGCUGCUUCUUCGAGGACACUGCGACCGCAUCGUCUGCGGCGGGCUUGAGGUCUUCGGAUGACAUUUCAAUUGCUGUUCCGUCACAGAAAGUGCUGAUCAAAUUAAUGAUAAGCAGGCCGUCAAGAGCCGAGAGGAUGGAGACUCAGACGUGAGUCCUAUCGAAUGAAAUGAAUGGAAUGCAGGCUAGCUAGCUAGCAGCAGAACAGAUGGGUUGUAGAAGUGCAGUUGGUUGUCGACAGAAGACUUGUUACUGGAAGCAACGAUCAGUACAUUAGUUUUGUGUU